Pezoporus flaviventris is the source of this 562-nucleotide messenger RNA. RefSeq names its product glutamine-rich protein 2-like. The coding region runs from base 68 to 562 and encodes 164 amino acids. The transcript has 4 exons. The record is from RefSeq and is a predicted model, not a curated record. NCBI's taxonomy places the organism in Eukaryota, Metazoa, Chordata, Aves, Psittaciformes, Psittacidae.
GAAGACUAAGCCUGCCUGUACCACCAUCUUGCUGACCAGGUCCAAACCGCAGGAGGUAAAGCGGGACAUGAAGGAUCUGGCAGAGCAGCAGCAAAUAAGCAAGGCUGCACUGGAUCAGUUGGUGACCCAGACGGCCAAGGAGGAGCAGGAGCAGCUGGAAGAGCUGAGAGUGAUGGAGAGCAUGGGGCAGGAGGAGGCAGUAUGCCCCAUGUGCAGCAGUGACACCAGCACACGUUUGGGGAAGCUUCUGCGGUGCUAUGAGAAGCUGCAGGGGCUGGUGGACUCACUCAUGUCGAGCAAGAAGAGGGGCAAGGUGGUGAGGCAGCUGCCAGGGAAGAGCCAGGACCAGGAGGUGCUGAAGCGCAUCCAGGCUGCCAUCCUGCAGAUGCAAGAGGAGUAUGAAAAGCUUAACUCUGUCAUGGGGAGCCUCCUGGAUGACAGUCGCCAGCAGCAGAAAGAUAUCGAGGGUCUGUUCCAGUCCUUGGAGAGGCUGGAGAAGGAGAAGGCAGACAAAGAGGACCUGGAGCUAGGAAUGGAUGAGGUACAACCUCAGGGGGCCUAA